Messenger RNA from Oncorhynchus nerka (sockeye salmon), 5591 nucleotides. Its product is annotated as retinol dehydrogenase 10-A. Gene Ontology annotation, molecular function: oxidoreductase activity, acting on the CH-OH group of donors, NAD or NADP as acceptor. The transcript has 6 exons. Gene Ontology annotation, cellular component: lipid droplet. The coding region runs from base 419 to 1456 and encodes 345 amino acids. Lineage: Eukaryota; Metazoa; Chordata; Actinopteri; Salmoniformes; Salmonidae. The record is from RefSeq and is a predicted model, not a curated record.
AGAGCACUGCAGGACUGUCACUGCAACGGACGCAACUCCGUACUUACUUAUUUCUAUGCGCACAACUGGGACUGUUUGCGAGAAUCGGGAAGCAACUUGACAAAAUCAGCAACAAGUUUUAAUUGUUUUGUUUGUUGAGCCUAGCAUUCAUUGAUUCAGUCAAUUUCUGCAUUAUUUUGCUGUCUUGGAGUAGAGUAUUUUUUUUCUUUUUUUUUAAAGAAGGAAAUCAGUCCAGUAGACCUCUAUUCUAUUCAGACCGUUUGUUUCAUGAACAACACGAACAAUAUUAGUUUACUUAUUUAUCACAACUUUGGCUGCAAUAACUCAUUUAAACCACAGUAAAGCAAAACGGUGUGCGCUUUCUAUACAAUAUUAUCUCCAUUCUCUCAUUAUCUUGCUCAUUGCCAUCGCGUUCAAGAUGAUGAACACUAUGGUCAUUUUUGCGGAAUUUUUCGUGGUCAUCUUGAAAGUGCUCUGGGCUUUUGUUACCGCCGGGGCGAAAUGGGUGGUGCGGCCGAAGGAGAAGAGUGUAGCGGGACAGGUGUGUGUGAUCACCGGGGCUGGAAGCGGUCUGGGUCGGCUGUUCGCCAAGGAGUUCGCUAGAAGAGGGGCUGUAUUGGUGCUAUGGGACAUCAACAGCAAAAGCAACGAGGAGACCGCGGAGUUGGUGAGGGAAAUCUACCGGGAGCUGGACAGUGAAUCUCCGAUGGCCAAAGAAGGAGCAAUAGGAGGGCUAGAGGAGGUGUUUCCGUUCAAGCCUCAGGUGUACACGUACGUGUGUGACGUGGGCAAGCGGGAGAGUGUGUACUCCACGGCGGAGAAGGUGCGUCGGGAGGUGGGCAACGUGGACAUGUUGAUCAACAACGCUGGCGUGGUCUCUGGUCACCAUCUCCUGGAGUGUCCUGACGAGCUGAUCGAACGCACCAUGGUGGUCAACUGCCACGCACACUUCUGGACCACCAAGGCAUUCCUUCCCAAGAUGUUGGAGCUGAACCACGGCCACAUUGUGACGGUUGCCAGCUCUCUGGGGCUGUUCAGCACAGCUGGUGUGGAGGAUUACUGCGCCAGUAAAUUCGGGGCCAUCGGCUUCCACGAGUCGCUGAGCCACGAGAUCAAGGCUUCGGAUAAGGACGGCAUUAAGAUGACGCUGGUGUGUCCCUACCUGGUGGACACGGGCAUGUUCAAAGGCUGCAGGAUAAGGAAAGAAAUCGAGCCAUUCCUGCCUCCCCUGAAGCCAGAGUUCUGCGUAACACAGUCUAUGAGGGCCAUUCUCACCGAUCAGGCUAUGAUCUGCACCCCACGCAUAGUAUACAUGGUUAACUUCAUGAAAAGCUUCCUGCCCUUCGAGGCCAUCGUUUGUAUGUACAGGUUCCUGGGUGCUGAUAAGUGUAUGUAUCCCUUCCUGGCCCAGAGGAAGGAGCUGAUGAACAACAACGAGGCUAAGGGGGACAUCUAGGGGGCGCUGUUGCCGCAUGGUGGGGUGGGGCCCAUAACCCUAGAGGCACAAGGAUAAGACCACUGAGGGUGUGAGGAGGAAGAAGAUUUAAAAAGACUGAAUCUAGACUGGUGAACUUGCAUUGAGCAGAUACAAAGGUCCUCUGAAACGAUGCCAGCUGUGUACUACACAAAGGAUUUUUAUUUCUCUUUGUUUUUUUUCAUGUUGUCUUUUUAUUUUUAAUGUUUUUUUCUUCUAAGGUUUGUUUAAGGACCAUCUAUAUACUGUGUCAAUAGUUUUUGUUUUUUUAAUCAUAUGAAAAAAAAAAGUAUUAACUAUUUACGUAAUGUAGUCACCAACUUUUUAUUUAGUAUCUUUGUGGAAAUAUACAGUAUGUUACUGUACAGUAAAAUCUUGUCACUUUUCAGUUUCUCUUUUAUUUGUAGACAUGCACUGUAAUACUGCCUUUCUCUGCACGGCCGAGUCUCUGUGGAAACGGUUUAAACUGGGCAUUUCAUCACCCAGACCGACAUGCAAAAUACAUUUACACACGUACAUGUUAUUCAAUCAUUGCAUCAACACAGCUCACGUUUCUCAGCGAGCGUCUGGGUAGCCAGGUGCUGAAAUUAGAAUGGCAAGUCCCGCCUCUCCCAUCUCCUCAUUGGUUGUUAGGAGCAUAUACCCACGUGGGUGAUUGAAAGAUGAACUGAGGUGCACACACUCCAGUCCAGUGGGUGGUGGUAAUGCACCUUAAAGUUGGUUGCCAUCCACCCAUGUAAACUCCACAGAAGAAGAAGCAUGAAGGAGGAGAGAUUACUAGAAACUAACUCGGUUGACCCUUUUAUCUGUGGAUUAAUUGUAGGAGUAGAAGGACCUUGUUGCAUUUCAGGUAAAAUAACCCAAUGUUUAUAUCCCUGGACAAAUUAGCUAACAACAGAAAGCGAGCUAGCGAGCUAGCUAAAUUGACAUACACCUGUCCACAAAUUAAUAUAGUUGGUUCAGAGUUUGUUUUGAUAUUUCCACUGGUCAGGUGUAGGUGGACAAAGUCAGCAUGCGCGCAAGCAGUCUGGUCAACAUGUUAGGGUUGCAUAUUUCUGGUCAUUUUCAGAAAAUUCUGGUUAAAAGACCCAGAAUCAAGAUGGGGUGGGGCAGGAAAUCCUGAAUCCUCCAACCAGAAUUUCUGGACAACCUGGUGAUUUUGGGAAACACUACCCAGCAACCCCUGCGGCUCAGUCUAACCAAUCAUGAUGCUCCAAAUAGUUAUUCAGAGGUUCCGUUUAUGUAUUUUAAUUCCUUCAUAUCAUAUGAAGAUCUUCCGGUUUAUUCCAUCUAUUUCAAACAGUUCAAAUGGGUUGUACCUACCGGCCAUUGAAUCUAUCCGCCAAAUGGGUUGUACCUACCGGCCAUUGAAUCUAUCCGCCAAAUGGGUUGUACCUACCGGCCAUUGAAUCUAUCCGCCAAAUGGGUUGUACCUACCGGCCAUUGAAUCUAUCCGCCAAAUGUCUCGUUAAUUUAAUGUGACUUGGCUUCAGCAGUCGACUUACGAUCUUUAUCCCACUUCUGACUUAUUGAUGGCCGUAUCAAUCACCACAUCGUAAGACGUGUACACUGCCGUUCAAAAGUUUGGGGUCACUUAGAAAUGUCCUUGUUUUCCAUAAAAACAUACAUGAAAUGAGUUGCAAAAUGAAAUAGGAAAAAUAGUCAAAACGUUAACAAGGUUAUAAAUAAUGAUUUUUUUCCCUUGAAAUAAUAAUUGUGUCCUCUUUGACAAACUUUGCUUUUGUUAGAAGGAUUCUCCGUUUGCAGCAAUUAUAGCCUUGCAGACUUUUGGCGUUCUAGUUGUAAAUGUUUUUGAGGUAAUCUGAAGAGAUUUCACCCCAUGCUUCCUGAAGCACCUCCCACCCGUUGGAUUGGCUUGAUGGGCACUUCUUACGUACCAAACGGUCAAGCUGCUCCCACAACAGCUCAAUAGGGUUGAGAUCCGGUGACUGCUGGCCACUCCAUUAGAGACAGCUGGUAUUCUGACUGCUUCUUCCCUAAAUAGUUCUUGCAUAGUUUGGCGCUGUGCUUUGGGUCAUUGUCCUGUUGUAGAAGGAAAUUGGCUCCAAUUAAGCGCCGUCCACAGGGCAUGUCAUGGCGUUGCAAAAUGGAGUGAUAUCCUUCCUUCUUCAAUAUCCCCUUUACCCUGAACAAAUCUCCCACUUUACCACCACCAAAGCACCCCGAGACCAUCACAUUGCCUCCACCAUGCUUGACAGAUCUCAUAAAUGUUCUUCUUUAUGAUCCGAAUACCUCAAACUUAGACUCGUCUGUCCAUAACAUAACUUAGACUUUUCUCCCCAAUCUUUCUCUGUCCAGUGUCUGUGUUCUUUUGCCCAUCUUAAUAUUUUAUUUUUAUUGGCCAGUCUGAGAUAUGGCUUUUUCUUUGCAACUCUGCCUAAAAGGCCAGCAUCCCGGAGUCGCCUCCUCACUGUUGCAGUGCAGUGUUUUGGGGGUACUAUUUAAUGAAGCUGCCAGUUGAGGACUUGUGAGCCGGCCGUUUCUCAAACUAGACACUCUAAUGUACUUGUCCUCUUGCUCAGUUGUGCACCGGGGCCUCCCAGUCCUCUUUCUAUUCUGGUUAGAGCCAGUUCUGUGAAGGGAGUAGUACACAGUGUUGUAUGAGAUCUUCAGAUUCUUGGCAAUUUCUCACAUGGAAUAGCCUUCAUUUCUCAGAACAAGAAUAGACUAAAAAAUGUCAGAAGAAAGUUCUUUGUUUCUGGCCAUUUUGAGCCUGUAAUCGAACCCACAAAUGCUGAUGCUCCAGAUACUCAACUAAUCUAGGUAUUUCUAAUGAUCAAUUAGCCUUUUAAAAUGCUACACUUGGUUUAGCUAACACAAUGUGCCAUUGGAACACAGGAGUUAUGGUUGCUGAUAAUGGGCCUCUGUACGUCUAUGUAGAUAUUCCAUUGGAACACAGGAGUGAUGGUUGCUGAUAAUGGGCCUCUGUAGCCUAUGUAGAUAUUCCAUUGGAACAGAGGAGUGAUGGUUGCUGAUAAUGGGCCUCUGUACGUCUAUGUAGAUAUUCCAUUGGAACACAGGAGUGAUGGUUGCUGAUAAUGGGCCUCUGUACGUCUAUGUAGAUAUUCCAUUGGAACACAGGAGUGAUGGUUGCUGAUAAUGGGCCUCUGUACGUCUAUGUAGAUAUUCAAUUAAAAAUCAGCAGUUUCCAGCUACAAUAGUCAUUUACAACAUUAACAAUGUCUACACUGUAUUUCUUAUCAAUUUGAUGUUAUUUUAAUGGACAAAAAAAAGUGUUUUUCUUUCAAAAACAAGGACAUUUCUCAGUGACCUCAAACCUUUGAACGGUAGUAUAUAGUAUAGGUAGUAUAUAGUAUAGGUAGUAUAUAGUAUAGGUAGUAUAAUCCCAAUGAACAGCCCUUUUGUCUGUCAGUGUGUGAGGAGGAACUAUACUACUACUACUGUCUGGUCUGUUUUCACGUCUUCACUCAGUACGUUCAGUAGUCUGUCUCUCUCUGUCUCUGUCUGUCUGUCUGUCUCUCUCUCUCUCUGUCUGUCUGUCUCUCUGUCUGUCUGUCUCUCUCUCUCUCUCUCGCUCUCUCUCUCUCUCUCUCUCUCUGUCUGUCUCUCUCUCCAAUGUCCUCCACCAUUUGCAUAAAGUGACAGUGAAAAUGAAAACAUUGGUUGAUCUGUUUUGGGAAUAGAGUACCAUGACUGCCGCUAGGUUUAGAAAUUUCUGGUAACUUUCCCUAAAAUCCCAAGAUUUUCAAGAAAUUCUGUUUUUAAAAAAAAAAAGAUUUUCUGAUUUUAAAAAGACUGUAAACCAGAAUCGUCCAACUUGGGGAAAGUUAAUGUCCUCCAUAGUUUUUUUUGCUGCUUGUAUAUUUGAUAAACUUUUAGGCGGGAGGAGCAGGACUGCAGAGUUUUAUGACUCGUUGAAAUACAUUCCAAUAGGCGUCAUUCCUCCAGUGAUGAGCCUAACUUCUCUACCUCUUCAUUUGCCAUUCAUUGACAGUAAUGACACAAGCCUCAUGUUGUAAUUCUUUCUUUAAAAACUGCUCUUUUUUUAAGCAGAUUGUGGUUCUGAUGUUUUUUUUUUGUUGUCUUUUAACUAACUUAAAAAUGAAUAAAGUGAUUUUAGAUUAUUUGAUUAUUA